GUAAGUGCAGCAUGGCCAGCCUGCAGACCCCGCUUCUCGUGGCUCUCAUCCUUCUUGCCGUGGCACUUCAGACAUCGGAUGCAGGUCCCUAUGGUGCCAACGUGGAAGACAGCAUCUGCUGCCAGGACUACAUCCGUCAGCCCCUGCCGCCGCGCGUAGUGAAGGAGUUCUUCUGGACCUCAAAGUCCUGCCGCAAGCCUGGCGUUGUUUUGAUAACCAUCAAGAACCGGGAUAUCUGUGCCGACCCCAGGCUGCCCUGGGUGAAGAGGAUUCUCCAUAAGCUGGCCUGGUGAAGAAGGCCUGAUG
Mesocricetus auratus (golden hamster) is the source of this 306-nucleotide messenger RNA. It is a transcript of the gene Ccl22, whose product is annotated as C-C motif chemokine ligand 22. The record is from RefSeq and is marked provisional. Gene Ontology annotation, cellular component: extracellular region. Gene Ontology annotation, biological process: cellular response to interleukin-1; positive regulation of GTPase activity; lymphocyte chemotaxis. The coding region runs from base 12 to 293 and encodes 93 amino acids. Gene Ontology annotation, molecular function: CCR chemokine receptor binding; chemokine activity. NCBI's taxonomy places the organism in Eukaryota, Metazoa, Chordata, Mammalia, Rodentia, Cricetidae. The transcript has 3 exons.